AUGGACAGAGAUACUAUCCUUGAAAACUUCCUGGCGUGCACUGGAAUAACGGAUAUAACAUAUGGUAUAUCGGUACUAGAAGAACAUGACUGGGAUCUGACUGCUGCUGCUUCCAGCAUUAUUGACCAGGGGAUAUCAGGUGCAUCGUUUGUCCAAGAAGAUCAGUCUUUCCCAUGCUCUGCUGUCUAUUCUGUAGCACCACCACUAGGACCACUUUUGAAUCCUGAAUCAUCAGUGAACUAUGUCUCAGGCACCCAGAAUGUUUCCGUAUCCACUAUGUGUGGUUUCGAAACCGAUUUUUCCGGCAAUAAUAUGUCACCUACAGUUUCUAGGUCAGUUGUCGAAAGAGACAAUGAUCAAACUAACCUUUUUGGACCGGUUCGUAUCUUAAAUUUCGAAAUAGAAUUGGAAUUACCUUUGGAAGAAUCAGAUAAUGAACCAAAAGUUAUUACAGAAAGCUUUCCUUUUCCUGAUACCGAGACAGUCACUUUUUUGAAACGACAUUUUAUUGACUGCCGACUAGCUGAACUCAUUCAGUUGGCUACCAGUCCGGAUUUAGAAUCAAAAAUAACUGAGUACACCAAAACCAAUCUCUUAAAGCAUUUAGUUUUGGAGAGCUCUGGAUCACAUUCAUUCUCUGAUAAUUCAGCAGUCUUACGUUCAUUGCAUCUACCCAAAUGCGUUAAACUUCGGGCUAAACUCAGUCCAAAUCCUUUACCAGAUUCAAGUAGUCUUGCAAACCAAAAGAUGAAUCAGUCAAACUUCAUAUCAGUUUAUAUGAAAAGCCAAAAACUAAAGUAG
Molecule: messenger RNA, 801 nt
Organism: Heterobilharzia americana
Lineage: Eukaryota; Metazoa; Platyhelminthes; Trematoda; Strigeidida; Schistosomatidae
Source: the annotation of a GenBank genome assembly